UCGGGGACUGUCAGUCAAUUACAGGCAUCUUCAGCUUCAUUCACACAUUUAUUAGCAUGCGCAGUGAAGGAGAAAUUCAUUCAUAAAAAAAGUUCAUUCAUGAAAAUUGCAACAGCCUCAGCAGCCUCUUGUGCUGCAGACCACAGUGAUAAUGACCUGGCUUUUAAAGCACAGUCUUAAAUGAAUGAAUAUCUCGGUAGUGAGAGAAGCUGCCUGCAGUGUGUGUUUUUGAGAUUUAAUGUCGGUAAUGGGGUGGUUGUGGAAUAUUUCACUGGACUUCAUGGUCAGGCUGAAGGAGAACAGUGGUCAGAGGAAUCAAGACUGAACAGACACUACAGGAACAGCAGACUGUGUGACAACUGAUACAGGAAGACUGCAGUGGCUGCGAGAGGCUGAGGGUCUGUCUUCAGCAGCUUUUGUUACCACCUCUGGCUAUGAGAGAACAUACCCACCUCAGCCUCAGGGGAAACGUAUUGCAUGUUGGACUCUUCGGACAAGCAGGCAUGCUUCACAGGACCAAGUACAGCCGUUUCCGCAACGAUUCCGUCACCUCCCUGGAUGAGGGCACGCACGGCACUGCCCUGCCUGCGGGAGCCAAAUCUCCCCCUGUGCCUUCUUCUUCUCCCUCUACCUGCCUGGCACCAGUGCCCACUCCGCCUGCUCCACACUGCUCCCUGGACUCCCCUGGGGAAGGCAACACCACACUCUGCGCCUUCAUCCCCAAGAUGGCGAACAUCAAACUCUCCAACCCCGCUGCUCUGCUUGGACUGAAGAGCCUGACUCUGGCCUCCAGAGAGGUGCCCAGAAGCAAAGUGGGCAGUGGAGGCGUGACCCAGGGUGGCCAGGCCGACCCGGAGAUCAGGCUGACGAGCUACCUGGCCGCCUCCUCUCCUCUUGGACAGGGCAUUGCCGUGGAAAAGGUCAACUCGGAGGUCGGCAGCAGUCCACCCCAAGGGGAAAUGGUGCCCAGAAUUGAGGGUCUGCCCUCCUUAAGCAGCUCAGUGGUAGGAACAGAAUGUUUGGGGCAGGACAUCCUGGAAAGUGGACUAACCUACUACAUAAAGUACGUUGGCUGUGUGGAAGUGCUGCAGUCAAUGAGGAUGCUAGACUUUGGAACAAGAACACAGGUCACAAGGGAAGCCAUCAGCCGGCUGUGUGACGCUGUGCCAGGGGCAAAAGGAGCUGCCAGAAAGAAGAAGCUUCCAAGCAAGGGACUGUCUGCGGUUUUAGGCAAAAGCAAUAUGCAGUUUUCGGGAAUGAAUGUUAAACUGACAAUCUCAACAAACAGCCUGAGUUUAACUACAGUUGACACUCAGCAGAUUGUUGCCUACCACCAUAUGCAGUCCAUUUCGUUUGCCUCCGGAGGAGAUCCUGAUACAACGGAUCAUGUUGCUUACGUCGCCAAAGAUCCUGUUAAUCAACGAGCUUGCCAUAUUCUGGAAUGUCCUGAAGGACUGGCACAGGAGGUUAUAAACACUAUAGGACAAGCUUUCGAACUUCGCUUCCGGCAGUUCCUGAAUCAUCCAUCUUCUCUUAUUUCAGCAAAGCAAAGCAGAGCCGAGGAAGCUGACAGCAGUGCCUGGGCUCCGGAGAGUGGCGAGAUCCAUGAGUAUUACAACGAAAUCCCAGGCAAAGACCCGCCCCCAGGUGGGAUACUGGACAUGAGAAUUAAGGUGGCAACCAUCCACAGCCCGCAAGGCCACAGUCGGGCAGAAAAAGAUGAGCUGAAAUGGGCUGGCAGCCCACAGCACCUCAAUGUGUAUGAAAACUGUUCGCUGGCACAAAAGCAGCUCUUUCCUGCUGCAGAGUCCACGGCGCCCGAGUACAGCGGCCCUCUGUCCAGCGUGCUCCAGCACCUGCAGGGCCGGCUGCAGGAGGAGGUGUGGUACCACGGCAGGCUGAGCAGGAGGGAGGCGGAGAGCCUGCUCAGCGACAGCGGCGACUUCCUGGUGCGGGAGAGCAGCUCCUCCCCAGGCCAGUAUGUGCUGAGCGGGCUCCAGGGGGACACUGCCAGACACCUGCUCCUGGUGGAUCCAGAGGGAAUGGUUAGGACAAAGGAUCACAUUUUUAACAGUGUGGGACAUCUUAUUCGCUACCAUAUGGACAAUCAACAGCCAAUUGUCUCUUCCGGAAGUGAGCUCUGCCUGAAGCAGCCCGUUGUACAGAAGCAAUAGUGACCAUGGACAUGGAUUCAAAGCAAAUGUGAACUAAAACAAAAAACAAUGUUGAACUGUGUUCUCUUUCCUUGCAUGGUCACCCUCACCAUAGUGGAUCCUUCCCAUCUCUGGGCACUAUGAUUAUAUACAUGCUGCACAAUCCGGGCUCAAUCAUUCAAGUGAAAAGACGUCUGAAAGCACAACUUUUUAGCUGUACAGCUUGUUGGCUGACUUUGAUUUCAGUGCUGGUGAAAUUGUCUUUUACAAAUGUGCCUUGAUGCAUUCAUUGUUAGAUUAAAAGGAUAGAGUGGAAAAAGUUAAUGUUUUACCACAUUUUUUUUUAAAAGAUGUAUUUUGUAGCAGCUUAUAAUUCUGUUCAUUCUUAAAACCAGUUGCCAAAUUUCUAUAAGUGCUGUAUAGGAGGUUAGUCAACUUGAUUAUUAUUUUUCAGUGCACUUUCUUAAUACUGUUUUCCUGUAUUUAAUACACAAAUGCAGUAUUUUACUUCAUUGCUGCAUUGCAGGCAAUUUAUAUUUUAAUGGCUUGUUUUCCUGUUUGGAGUUUUAGCAGUUAACCUAAACGUAAGUUGUGUCUUUAAAUGAGCAAGCAUAACGGUCUUGUAAACAGACCCAAAAAGCUAAGUUCUAAAGGAAAAUUGUAGCUGAGCGUUUCCUUUUUAGAAAGCGUGUGCAUUUACCCUUGUUCAGUUAAAAUUGAUUCUAUUUCAAGUGGUGGAAACCACCAAAGGGCAAGGUUGUGGUGCAUGAAUAUUUUGUCAUAUUUAUUAAAAAUAAUAUGUGAAUAUUUUUUAUUACUGCUUGAUGAAUAGGGCACAUACAGUACAUUAUUUCAAUUUUGAGGCCACAUUCUUCUUAACGUUAAUUUUGUUUUGUGAAAAAUAAAAAGACUCCCAAACUAGUUCCAUGACUGUGAUUAAGAAAGGUUACAAAUGAAAGGAUGCUUAAUUGCCUCGACAUUUUUUAUGCUAAA
This is a messenger RNA of Lepisosteus oculatus (spotted gar), 3146 nucleotides long. The record is from RefSeq and is a predicted model, not a curated record. Lineage: Eukaryota; Metazoa; Chordata; Actinopteri; Semionotiformes; Lepisosteidae.